Messenger RNA from Medioppia subpectinata, 1302 nucleotides. The record is from the annotation of a GenBank genome assembly. Lineage: Eukaryota; Metazoa; Arthropoda; Arachnida; Sarcoptiformes; Oppiidae.
AUGAAUUUGCAUGGCCGAAAUUAUUUGGUCAUAACAUGUGAGGGAUGUAAAGUGUUUUUUAGACGAAAUGCACUCAAACUACAAACAUUUAUGUGUCCGUCUAAUGGGAGGUGCGAUAUAACGGUUAAAACGAGACAAUUAUGCAAAAAAUGCAGACUUGAAAAGUGUUUGGCCAACGGAAUGAACAAGGAACUGGCAAUAGUGCCGGUGUUUAAAGAGAUAACCGAUUAUAACAGUCUGAAUGCGUUGGAGUCGAGCCGUGUGUCGGAGCUGAUAGAGGCGUGUAAUGAUCAAGAGAGCUCAGCAAUAUUCGAUCUAGAUUCUUUUAAAUUGGAUAAACUACAUGCAAUUAUACUCUUUGAUCCAAAAAGACCUAAUUUAAUACACAAGGAGCCCGUUAAACUCGAACAACAACUGUAUAUAUAUUUACUGCAAAGAUAUUUACUAUUGAAAUACCGCUCGGAAUCGGAGUCAAAACUACAAGAAUUGAUGUUUUUGAUGAAAGACUUGAAUGUAUUGCGAGAAAUACAGUAUACGUACGGAAUACAGGAAUUCAUGCCUUAUUCUCAUUAUAUCGGACCUCUCAUUAAAGAGAUAUUUAUCUGUCCGGCAAAUAGCCAGUGCGUUAUAAACAAAUCAACCAGGGCAAUUUGCAAAUUAUGCCGACUCAAUAAGUGCUAUGCAGCCGGAAUGAGAAAGGUGGAGUCCAUAAGAAGUAAUGAAGAAAAUAAAAUCCGAAAACAAAUGCUUGAAUUAAAUAUCUUAAAACACAAACCCAAUGGAUAUAAUAGUGUGGUCUCAUCGCCGGUGUCUACGGCUACAGACGUGUCCACACAUUCACAGCAAUUCAUUGAAUGCCACGACUUUUUGACUGAAAUUAUUGGUAAAACAGUAAACAUUAGCGACGAAGAGCUGACACAACAGAUAUCGGAAAUUGAUAUUAAAUUAUCAUUGAAUGAAAACAAAGUAAAGACAACUGAAUUGAAUUCAGUGCCAGAACUGGCAGUUAUGCCUAUCAUUAGACCACUCCAUAACCCAAACGACUGGAACUGUUUGGAGACCAACAGAAUAGCAGAGCUGUUGAGCGCAACCAAAAUAUUUGAAUAUAAAUUGUCCGCAAAUAUGGUGUCUGUGAAUGACUUUAAAGAUAUGAUUUGUAAAUACAACAUAAAAUUUAAAGACUUGGUCGCAGAUAUCGUACAGUUUGCUAAAUGUCUGAAUGGAUUCUUGACGAGGAUCUGUUCCGAUGACCAGAUGGUACUCCUCAAGAGUGUUAACAGCGAUUAUACUCUUCAACCCUAA